Penicillium bovifimosum is the source of this 894-nucleotide messenger RNA. RefSeq names its product putative inositol phospholipid biosynthesis protein Scs3. The coding region runs from base 1 to 894 and encodes 297 amino acids. Gene Ontology annotation, biological process: lipid storage; phospholipid biosynthetic process; lipid droplet organization. The record is from RefSeq and is a predicted model, not a curated record. The transcript is spliced from 2 exons. Gene Ontology annotation, cellular component: endoplasmic reticulum membrane. NCBI's taxonomy places the organism in Eukaryota, Fungi, Ascomycota, Eurotiomycetes, Eurotiales, Aspergillaceae.
AUGGCCGCAGCCACUUCGCGCCCUGCUACCCUCCCCACGGCGGCUCUACUCAUAUACCCAGCAACACUAUUAGUCGGGUCCAUAUUCUCGGUCAUCUCACCGACAGCACAUCAUUCCAGAGAUUCGUCUAGCUCCUCACAAUCAUCCGCAAGCCCGCUGGCUCCAUCACUAGCCGCAGACCUGAACCUAUCCGAAGGCCCUGUGAACUACUUCGCCCGCAAGGACAAUGUCUUCAACCUCUACUUCGUGAAGAUCGGAUGGCUCUGGACUACAGCUGCAUUUGUCUCGCUUCUCAUAUUCCAACCCCUCUACGGCUCAUCACUUCAUCCGUCCUCCUCGAACGCAGAAACCCGAUUUCGACGCACCCUCCAAGCCGUCCUCCGCUACGCACUCGCCACAACAGUAUGGUAUCUGGCAACACAAUGGUUUUUCGGUCCGGCGGUCAUUGACCGUGGCUUUGUAGCCACGGGUGGGAAAUGUGAACGGGCUCUUGAGGAAGUCGGCCAAAUGGCCGGUGGACAGCGCAGCCCCACAGACCUGGAAACGCUAUUCACAGCCGCGACUUGCAAGGCAGCUGGUGGCGCAUGGGAGGGUGGACAUGAUAUCAGUGGACAUGUGCUGAUGCUGGUUCUGGCUACGGGGCUUUUGGCAUUUGAGGCUGUCGGGGCUAGCACUCCUGCAAUUUUGUCUCGUUGUGGUUUCGGCGGGGAUGCUGGACGCGAGCGCAAGGCCAGUGAUGCCGAUGGUACUCCAGUCGCCGAUUCAUCUGAAAGUGGGUGUGCGAGGACAUGGUCACUCCGUCUCGUUUGGGGGGUUGUGGGGUUGGGUUGGUGGAUGCUCUUCAUGACCGCGAUUUGGUUCCACACGUGGUUAGAAAAGGUUGGUCUGGUCUGA